This is a messenger RNA of Copidosoma floridanum, 1019 nucleotides long. It is a transcript of the gene Phyhd1, whose product is annotated as Phytanoyl-CoA dioxygenase domain containing 1. NCBI's taxonomy places the organism in Eukaryota, Metazoa, Arthropoda, Insecta, Hymenoptera, Encyrtidae. The record is from RefSeq and is a predicted model, not a curated record.
UCGUGUGUAUAGAGUAUAUCAUAGUGGCGUCGACCCCAAUUGUGUUUUAGAUCGCCGUCGAAGCUUUUCUCGGUCGCAUCUCGGUAUGGUUUUAGUGUGGUAGUUCGUGGUGUCCGGCGUACACGUUCGUUCAAUCGAUCGAACAUGAAAGACGUUGUCAAUCAGCUGGAAAAUGACGGCUUCGUUGUCCUCGAAGAUUUUCUCAAGCCGGAGGAGAUUGACGAGCUGAGGGGUGCGGGCGAGGAAUUCACGACGAAUCUGCCACCCGAGAAGGACAGGAAGAUCUUCAAUACCGUCGAUCAGCAACAGAGCAAGGACCGCUACUUCAUUGACAGUGCCAAUAAGAUAUGUUACUUCUUCGAGUCGGAAGCUCUGGAGGACAAUGGGAGCCUUAAAGUCCAUCCACGAGUGUCCCUGAAUAAAGUCGGGCACGCAUUACACUGGCUGCACCCGGUUUUCAAAAAGUACACUUUCAGCGAAAAAGUGAAGGAAAUCGCAUUUCAGUUGGAACUCAUCGAGCCAGCCGUUUGUCAGUCCAUGUAUAUUUACAAAAAUCCAGGAAUUGGUUCGGAAGUUGUGACGCACCAAGAUGCCAGUUACUUGUAUACAGACCCGGUAAAGCUGAUCGGCUUCUGGAUAGCUUUAGAAGACGCGACGAGAGAUAACGGCUGCCUGUGGAUAGCUUCGAGUUCACACAAAAGCGGAGUACACCGACGCUACGUGCGUAACAGGGAUCCAUUAGCUGAAGAGUUGCUCGUUUACGACAGACCAGCAGCUUACUACCAGGAAAGUAGCUUUCGACCGAUUGAGGUACGCAAGGGCACGUGCAUACUGUUGCAUGGCCAGGUCGUGCACUUCUCCAAGGAUAAUAAAAGUGAUAGGUCACGACAUGCAUACACGUUCCACAUCGUGGAAACGCACCACGUCAACUAUUCGAGGAACAAUUGGCUCCAGCCACCAAAAGAAGGUUUCCCUCUUCUCUAUACAAACUGAUCAUACUGGCGAUUGUCAGAACUUUG